AUGAAUCCGGUACUGUGCGAUUUCAUUGCCGGUUCCUUCGGUGGGGCCUGCGGAUUGCUGGUUGGUCAUCCGAUGGACACCAUUAAGGCAUGGCAGCAGAAUUCAAACUAUGGCAUGGGCAGCGCGAUGUACAACAUCAUCAUACGCAACAAUGGUCUCAGAGGAUUCUACCGUGGAAUGUACUUCCCACUGCUAUCGAACGGUGCCUUGAAUUCGGUCGUCUUUGCCGUGUACGGUUCACAUUUGCGCUAUCUACAAAAACACACACGAUCGGAUCGGCUACGGAAGGCCUACUGGAGAAAGCACGUGUUUUUGGCAGGAUCAAUGGCUGGCCUCGCGCAAGUGUUUCUGGCUUGUCCGAUCGAGGUGGUCAAGGUGCGCCUUCAGACACUGUCCUUUAUCGGCCAUCCGUGGGCCUGCCUGAAGGAUAUCUUUCGACGCGAGGGCUUCGCGGGGAUAUACCGCGGUAUCACACCGAUGAUGUUCCGUGACGUCCUGCCGUACGGUGUGUACAUGUACGUGUACGAGUAUAUGCUGGAGAUUGAGGAGCGAUUGCACCGGCUCAGCAAGGAACGGCUUACCGGUGUCCCGAUCGGUGGUGCCCUUCAAGCUUCGUUGAUAGCGACUGCAGGCGCUGUGGCGGGUGUUGCCUCGUGGAUGUUUAUCGUACCGUUUGACGUGGUAAAAACGGUCAUGCAGGCGGAAACGGACCCAUCCGUGCACAAGAGCAUGAUGCACUGUUUCCGAUCGAUGAUUAAGAAACAUGGAUGGCGUUCGCUGUUCCGUGGCAGUCUGGUGAUUAUUGCUCGUGCCGCUCCGGUCAAUUCAGCCACGUUUUUGGGGUAUGAGUACUGUUUGGAGAAGUGUCAACAUUUGUUAGAUGAGAAGUGA
Molecule: messenger RNA, 891 nt
Organism: Anopheles maculipalpis
Lineage: Eukaryota; Metazoa; Arthropoda; Insecta; Diptera; Culicidae
Product: solute carrier family 25 member 45
Exons: 6
Coding region: 1-891 (296 amino acids)
Biological process (GO): mitochondrial L-ornithine transmembrane transport
Cellular component (GO): mitochondrion
Molecular function (GO): high-affinity L-arginine transmembrane transporter activity
Source: RefSeq, a predicted model, not a curated record